AUGACUGGACGUGUCAUCCGCGAUGCCGUCACAUAUACUGAGCACGCCAAGCGAAAGACCGUCACAUCGCUGGAUGUUGUCUAUGCCCUCAAGAGACAAGGACGUACUCUCUACGGUUUCGGUGGUUAA
Histoplasma mississippiense is the source of this 129-nucleotide messenger RNA. RefSeq lists its product as hypothetical. Gene Ontology annotation, biological process: nucleosome assembly. Gene Ontology annotation, molecular function: protein heterodimerization activity; DNA binding; structural constituent of chromatin. The transcript is spliced from 3 exons. Lineage: Eukaryota; Fungi; Ascomycota; Eurotiomycetes; Onygenales; Ajellomycetaceae. The record is from RefSeq and is a predicted model, not a curated record. The coding region runs from base 1 to 129 and encodes 42 amino acids.